This is a messenger RNA of Sphaerodactylus townsendi, 1732 nucleotides long. RefSeq names its product pseudouridine-5'-phosphatase-like. Gene Ontology annotation, molecular function: phosphatase activity. The record is from RefSeq and is a predicted model, not a curated record. NCBI's taxonomy places the organism in Eukaryota, Metazoa, Chordata, Lepidosauria, Squamata, Sphaerodactylidae.
CUUUCCCCAGGCCCUUUCCGCCUUUGCCACGUCCAGACAUUCUCACCACAGACUAAAAUAUGACAAAGCGUAUUGAAAAAAAAUCGCUGCAGACUGGGUUUAUAUUGCUUGAUGGCCGACCAGAGUGAAAACUGCAAGGUCAUGUGUGGCCGUCGCUCUUAACUUUGCAUUUUAGAAGCCUAGUCAGAGAUUCUACCAAUGAGCAACCGAGAAGUUUCGAAACGACCAAUCAACUAUCAGUGUUUCAAACUGAACAUUUUGGCACCUUCCCGCUUUGUCCUCGAGCCGGCGUAGAAAAGCGACCUUUGUAUCUUCCCCGAUUUGGGCACUAAAUGGUGUUUCUUCCGGCUCAAGCUUAACGGACAUUAUAUAGCUUGCUGUUCCGGUGGCGUGUAUACUUUAUUUUAUUUCUGGUGGGGUAAGGGAGAGUCUGCUGUGGUGGCCCAGGAAUUGUCCUUCUGUUUGUGGCAGAAGAGUGCUAUCGCCUUGCAAUGGCCUGGUCUUCCUCUAGCCCUGCUUCCCUGCAAGCCGUCACUCACCUGCUCUUUGACAUGGACGGCCUGCUGCUGGACACGGAACUCCUUUACACCACGACCCAAGAAGCCUGUCAGUGCUUUGGCAAGACGUACACCUGGGACGUGAAAUCCUUAGUUAUGGGCAAAAAGGCCCUUGAAGCCUCAGAGAUAAUCCGAGACAUCCUCGAUCUCCCACUCUCCAAAGAAGAACUAUUGCAGGAAUGCAGAAUCCAGCAAGAUAAAUUGUUUCCCGAUGCCAACUUGAUGCCGGGAGUUGCAUAACUCAUCAGACACCUGCAUCAGCACCAGAUCCCCAUGGCGGUGGCGAGUAGCUCCUCCCAAGAGAAGAGAGAGAGCUUUGACUUGAAAGCCACUCGCCACAAGGAUUUCUUUAGUUUGUUUCAUCACAUCGUCUUGGGAGAUGACCCAGAAGUGAAGGAGGGCAAACCACAGCCUGACCUCUUUUUAGUCUGCGCCCGGAGAUUUAACCCGCCGCCCCUGCCAGAAAAGUGUCUUGUAUUUGAAGAUGCUCCCAAUGGAGUCCAAGCAGCACUGGCAGCCGGCAUGCAGGUGGUCAUGAUUCCAGACGAAAAACUGAACAAAGAUCUCACCAAGGGAGCCACCGUGGUGCUGCGGUCAAUGACAGAUUUCAGGCCUCAGCAGUUUGGCUUACCACCCUUUCACUAAGACCUGCAAUGUGUGGGGGUUGUGUGUUUUAUUGACUUACUCUUCCUGAUUCAGGGUGAGAAACCCUUUUAAAGAAAAUCAAAGGCUUCAAGAUUCCUACCAAAAUCAUGUCUUCUGUUUCAUAAAGGUUAUGGGAUGAGUCAUUUAUUCAAACCCAAGGGUGCUAUUUGGAAACAUGAGUACGUUCUAAGUAUGCAACACACUUCUGGUACUUUUUAAAAGAAAAUGUGGGGGCCCUCUUGCAAAUGUAAAUGGGCUCUGGACUGUAUUGUGUCGCUUUAUUUUCUAUUCUACUUUUCUUCAACAUGUAGUAAUUUUAUUCUCACAGUAACCAAGUUUGGUGUAAUUUCCUUGUUCAGGAAGAGUGAGAAAAGAUAGAAGCUACCCAACCAUCCAGCUAAAUCCACUGAACUUGGUGCAAAGGCCCAGUUAAUGUUUGUUAUAUGUGCCAUGCUGUGUUGAAAAACUUUUAAAAAGUAAACCAUUAACAUUUUUGAGAUUGCAACUACAUAAUAAAGCGUGCAAAAUAC